Molecule: messenger RNA, 2886 nt
Organism: Xenopus laevis (African clawed frog)
Lineage: Eukaryota; Metazoa; Chordata; Amphibia; Anura; Pipidae
Product: cytochrome P450 27C1
Exons: 9
Coding region: 636-2225 (529 amino acids)
Source: RefSeq, a predicted model, not a curated record
GCAUUUUGGUUGGGGGAGACACAUGUUGCAAAAUAGAGUAAUGUGCCUGUACUUAUACACAUGUAACAUUAACAAGGCUACUUCUGAAUUGGCCUCCUAUUGUAUGGCAAAGCACAGGGAGACGGGACAAUGGAUCACAAAUAACAGCUUUAUCUUUGAUCACCUCUAUAUUAUUCUCUGAUAAAUGACUAAUAAACUAUAGUCCUACUAUUACCCAAAGUAUUAUUUUAAAUUAAAAUCUGAUCUGAAGCAAUGCAGAAUUAAAACAAAAAGAAAACAGAUAUCUAUGCUUCUGGGUGAGGAUAUAGCUAUGUGUGAAUAUAUGGUAGAAUAUAAUAUAUAGAGCCUUUUGGGAGGAAAUAGAAUAUAUAGAUGUAAUUGCAGAUAUUUUCUCUCUCUUUAACCAGGACUUACCUGUAGAAUAAGAAUCAUGUAAAGAAAUCUGAAUAAAUUGAUUUUAAGGCUAAAGAGGUGGAACAAAGGAGCUGUGUGUUACACAGUAGGGGAAUUACAUAAAAUUGAGGCCCCCCCCAUCCCCAGUCCUGCCCCCAUGGAGGGCGGAUAAAUGAUGGAGCAGGGAAUGUAUCGCACACACAGCUCUUGGGACAGACUUGGGCAUCCUAUCGAGACAUCAGAUGGCAGCACUGGGGCACCUACUGAAGUGCUCUGUCCGGCUGGAGCUGGAGAGCUUGGCCAGGGGUUUCCACCAGUUCCCCGUGAUGCAGGCAGCUGAACAGGCAUUGGAGCGCAAUCAAGCGGAGGUGGUGUUGGGGCCCAGAACCAAGGGGGCCCCAAUGGUGAAGAGCCUUAAGGACAUGCCCGGACCCAGCACCCUGGCCAACCUGGUGGAGUUCUUCUGGCGGGAUGGGUUCGGCCAUAUCCAAGACAUUCAGCAAAAGCACACGCGCCAGUAUGGCCGGAUAUUCAAGUCACACUUUGGGCCUCAGUUUGUGGUGUCCAUCGCUGACAAAGACUUGGUCGCCCAGGUGCUCAGGGCAGAGAGAGAUGCCCCCCAGAGGGCCAACAUGGAGUCCUGGCAUGAGUAUAGAGAAUUAAGGGGCCGAUCGACUGGACUCAUUUCAGCGGAAGGGGAGAAGUGGCUGAACAUGCGAAGUGUCUUGCGACAGAAGAUUCUCCGGCCAAGGGAUGUGGCCAUGUAUUCUGGAGGGGUAAAUGAGGUCAUUGAUGAUCUGGUAAAGAGGAUCCGCAAACUUCGAGCCCAUGAAAGCGAUGGACUGACUGUGACCAAUGUUAAUGAUCUGUACUUCAAGUACUCCAUGGAAGCUAUUGCCACAAUCCUGUAUGAGUGUCGUCUCGGGUGCUUGGAUGACAAAAUCCCUCAGAUGACAAAGGAAUACAUUAAAGCUCUGGAACUCAUGUUCAGCAUGUUCAAAACAACCAUGUAUGCUGGUGCCAUCCCCAAGUGGUUGCGCCCCAUAAUCCCUAAACCGUGGAGGGAGUUUUGCAGGUCCUGGGACGGACUCUUUAAGUUCAGUCAGAUCCACGUAGAAAACCGACUGCGGCAGAUCGAGUCCCAGCUGGAUAAAGGGGAAGAGGUACAAGGGGGCGUUCUUACGCACCUUCUGCUCUCCAAAGAGUUGGACUUGGAAGAGAUUUAUGCCAAUAUGACAGAAAUGCUACUGGCUGGUGUUGAUACGACUUCCUUUACUCUUUCUUGGGCAACGUAUCUGCUGGCUAAGAAUCCCGGUAUUCAGGAGAGUGUAUAUCAGCAGAUUGUGCAGUACUUGAGGAAAGACCAGGUUCCUACUGCAGAAGAUGUUCCCAAAAUCCCAUUGGUCAGAGCUGUCGUCAAGGAAACCUUGAGGCUCUUCCCUGUUUUGCCUGGGAACGGCAGAGUAACCCAGGAUGACUUGGUUUUGGAUGGAUAUUUAAUCCCUAAAGGGACCCAGUUGGCGCUCUGUCACUAUUCUACAUCCUUCGAUGACAAGUGCUUCCCAGCUGCAGAAGAGUUCAAACCAGAGCGCUGGAUACGCAGUGGGAACCUGGAACGAAAGGAGAACUUUGGUUCCAUCCCAUUUGGCUAUGGAAUCCGCAGCUGCAUCGGUCGGAGAAUCGCGGAACUGGAGCUCCAUCUGUUGCUGAUUCAGCUUCUUCAGAAUUUUGAGAUUAAAGUGUCGCCCAAAACAACGAACGUUCUCCCAAAAACCCACGGGCUUCUUUGUCCAGGGGGAAAGAUCAACGUGCGUUUUGUGGACCGGCAUUGAACAUAUCCAGAAAAGAUCCCAAAUACCCCCCUUCUGCACUCCAAGGUCUACGGGGACGAUUCCUGUGGAAUGGAUCUCAGUGGCAUUCAAGGACGAUGCACUGUAUCUCCCCCCACUGAUUGCCAUAUAGUGGCGCACAAUGGACAGCCAGUCUCAUCCAGCCCAGUCAAUUUAAAGGUCAGCAUUCCAGAAUUGCCUUAAUUUGGUGCCCAUGGCCAAGACAAAACCUCCCUAGACCUCAAACUGCCCUCCCCCCACUGUGUGCAUAGAGUAACACUGGGGAUGGUACUAUAAUGCUAGUGUUUAUAUAGUAUGUCUCAGAAACUUACUCUGUGUCCUUUUUAAUCUUUCCUGCUUUUUUCUCCUUUUUUUACUCUUUAUUUAAGCUUCAAGCUUCAAGUUCAGCAUCAAUAUUUUAUAAUUAUUCUUACUGUGGCUUUACUGGUCACUAGUCCAAACAGUGAUAUCCUGGGACAAUUUGCAAUUGGUCUUAAGUUUUUCAUUGUAUGUGGAUUUGAUUUAUUUUGAUUUUUGUUCCAGUUUAGCAUUUAAGAAGCUAUUUGGUUACUAGGGUCCAAUUUACCCUAUCAACCAGGCAGUGGUGUGAAUGAGACACUGGAAAAAGAAUAGGAGAUUGUUUAAAUACAGAGUGCCGGCUCCA